AGGAAGUUUGUUACGCUUGUAACACCGUAACUCCUUCCGAAAUAGAGUAGUAAAAAAAUUCUACUUUGCUCAGCUGGCUUUUAAUAAAUAAAGGCCCGAAGCUGCAAAAAGGCCGUAAUAUUAGUUGAGUAAAUAGAAAAACAUCAAGUCGUAAAGAUGGGUCAAAUGAUGGGAUCUUACGAUGCCCGAAAGGUUGAUCUUUACAUGGAUGAUAAACCAACAUUUGACCCCCAAGCAGGAUUUAACUACCAGAGAAAACCAAGAGAAAUGGUUGCUCGUGAAGAAGAUUUAAUAUCAGCUAAGAUACCAGUAAAACAUCGUGAUUAUUGUGCUCAUUACUUGCUGGAUUAUCAAACAUGUCGCUACAAAAACAUGCCACUGCUGUAUAAGUGCGCUCAUGAGAAACAUGCCUUUUUGACCUGUGAAAAGGAUGAUUAUGUGCUCCGCAUGAAGGAAUUUGAGCGUGAGAGACGUCUCAGAUUACGUGAGAAGCGUCUUGUUGGUGUUGCAUAAAUAAAAUGAUUCUAUCAUGUUCAGUAGAUAAAUUGUGUUGCUAUGAAUACUGUGUAAAUAGAAUAUACAAAACAACUUUGUUAUUUGUUUGUAAGCCCCUUUUGUUUUACCAUUAAUUUUUUUUUAAAUAUUUAUUUAAUAUUAAUUAAUUAUAUUAUUUAUUGGCUUU
Molecule: messenger RNA, 682 nt
Organism: Spodoptera exigua (beet armyworm)
Lineage: Eukaryota; Metazoa; Arthropoda; Insecta; Lepidoptera; Noctuidae
Source: the annotation of a GenBank genome assembly